AUGCAAGUACUUGUCCCUACUUUCUGCUUCUCCCUGGCUCCAUCUCGUAGCUGCGGCUGCUCUCAGCCACGAGCUCUCUCGCUCGUGUCGUGGCAAUCUGAUCCGCGCCCUCGCCCCGACCCUUACCGUCGAUUGGCGAUUGUGACGGGUAGAGCGGCAUCUCACCAGCCACCAGAUCGGCCGCCUGAUCUGAUCCAAGGUGGUCGCACCACAUCGCCACCGAGCUGACGUCUUUUUUCUUGUAUCACACCCCAGGGCUCCCAAGCAAGGGCUGGUCGUAACCGUCGCGCCGUCGGCGUCGGCCUUCUUCGCCGGCGAACUGUUCGAGUGCACCAUCACCUUUGCGAACCCGGCACCACGUUCAGCAGUACCCAACACGAAUUGGGCCACUUCGACUUCCUCCCACCCUUACGCAUCCCAGGUCCAGUCCCAGUUCCAGCCCUCGGCCGCCGCGAGUAGGCUGCCCCCGGGCCGUCGUCGACCCCCCUCGGCGAGUCACCUCGGCCUCGCCGAGUACGACUCCAAGCACCUCGACUCGGACGAGAUGCCCCCUUCACCCUUUGUCGGAUCGUCGAGGGAUCCGUCCGACUCGUGGGGCCGACCACUCCCCACCGCCGGUGCACACAGUCGUUCAACCUCGGUCGCUUCGACCGCUUCGACUGUGCGUAGCCCCAGCUCGGGAACCAUAGGCGGCGCACCACCUUCUUACGCCGCCAGACCGACCCACCACAAGCGGCCGAGUUUCUCCUCGUCCAACAACAACAGUGCCCAUAACCUCUCGUUCAGUCAAGCCGCCAGCUCGAGUGCGAAUCCGAAUCUCGGCGGCUUCUCUGCACCGCCGACCCCGCCGUGGGCCGUCAACCAUCGCUCCAGUUCGGGUCUCAAUAUGAGCAACACUCUCUCACGAUCCGUUUCAAAUCCAUCGGGUGUAAUACUACCUACUCGCAAGGGGCUGAUUGGAAACGCUCCGGCCCCAAAGCAGCAGCCGCAGCCGCCACCACCUCCGACGCGCGGAAUCUACUCGAACGGACCUCGGAGACCGGCAUACGGUCCGUCGGGCUCGAGCCACGCCAGAACCGUGUCGAUGGCCGUAUCGAGUCCGAACUUGUUCGCCAUGUCGAACGGCGGCGAGCUGACACCCCAGCCUUCGCGCCAUCCGACACCCAUCAACGGCCCCUUCGAUCAUCAGCACCCCCCACCCCCACCUCACGAUCCCAACUCGUCGCUGCGGAGAAAUGAUCCCGCGUUACCACGGCCCGUGUCGCCGCUGUACGACAUUGCAGCGCAGACCAGAUACCUCCCAGGUGGGGACCCUGAGCCAAGACCCAUCUCGCCCGAACACCCUUACCUGCAGCGGAUAGCGUCGGCCGCUGCCGCAGCAGCAGUGACGACGACCGAUCGCGACUCGGACGAGGACUCGAACUACGACCCGAACGACUCGCGCUCGACCUUGCCCGGCCACGGCUUCUACGGUAUGGGGAGGAACGAGACGAUGGACAACCUUGUCAAACAGGACUUGGAAGCAGCUUAUACGCGGGAGGUGUCGGCGUCGCACACGUAUCGCCUGCCGAAUGGGAGCAACAGCUCCGUUUCACUUUCAAACAGUUCAGCCUCGACCCCUUUGAGGACCGUCGAUGGAGUCGUCGUGCCACCCCCUCCGAGAACGGGCACCGCUCAUCUGAAACGAGCCCUGUCGAGCACAGCAGCAUCCGCUACCAGGUCACCACUGGCCUCGAUCUCUUCGUCGACUCCUUUCGCGUACCCAUUCGAGACGGUCUGCUUGUUGUGGUCGUUCGCGCACCUCGAAGGUACCUUCGAAGUCGACGAAGCUUUGGUCAAACCGGGUGAAUUCACCUUGUUGAAGCAAGAGUUGACCUCGGGGCCGGGAGCGGUCGUUGGUGGGGGAACGUUGAACGAUUCGGCGCAGGGAAAGGGGGGUCGAGGAAGUGGAUGGACUUCCUGGAUCUGGGGAGGUGGCAACGAUGAUGCUUCGUCGGGUCCGGGCAACACCCAGUCCAAAAUGGUCGGUGGGGGUGGGCUCAUCAGUCAGGCUGGCCCGUUGGGUCAAGGUCCGCAGACGCUCGAGGAGAGGAAAGAGAAGAGCUUGAAGGAGAAGACGAUCCCGACUUUUUCGAGUCCGCCGAGCAUCCUGGGCGUAGAUCUCGUGCUUGAACCGGGAGAAUCCAAGAGCUGUGAGUGGGAAGGACCUAGACCUCGUGAGAACAGCCAGCGCAGCGGCUGAUCUCGAGGGUUUUGGGCGGCGGAAUAGACACUUUUUCGAUUAGAAUCCCGGCCGAUUUGCCUCCGUCCUUCCGAGGUAAAUCCAUCAAGUUCUCUUACCACCUCAUCGUGGGCACGAACCGAACUAGAAUUGGGGGGAUCAAUUCGAUGGCGGCCAAAUUGGGCGCGGCGAGGGAGGCGACCAGUCGGGUCAUCAGAGUCCCCGUUAGGAUUUACAACCAUGUUGGAGGUGAGUUUGGGGCGGUUCCACUGCGGUAUUGGGGUUAUGAAAACUGAGGUUGCUUCGUUCGACGGUGAACAAAGUGACCGGAGCUCGACCCUUUUACGACUUGACGAACCCAAUCGUCUACCACCGCGACGAAGCGACGGUUCAAGCCGUCGUUCCAGCCUCCGAGCAAACGACACCUGCAGCAUCGACCAAACCAGCGCUCGUUCGAACGCCCACGACGACCGAGACCGUCAUCGAAGCCAAGAAUCGUCAACGGCUUUCUAACGGUCGGCGCGAAUUUGAGGCCUACGCAACGACCUUGCUCGAUUCCGUACGCCUUGGUUCGCCGGAAUUGGUUUCGAACGCGAGCAUAUCGCCGACGUUGAGACCUACGCGACCGGCGGGGGAGGUCACGAUGGAAGGGUCGCCGGCUCUACGGCCCGAGCGGUUGGAUCGACAUGGGAGCUCGAGGGGGAUGACGACAGCGACAAAAGAGAAUGGGGGAAAUGGAUUGGGCGUGUCGGGCAUUGUCUCGCCACAUACCGGAGCUUUGGCGAGUGUCGGCGUGGGGGAGGACGAGGAACCGGCGGGGUGCAAGGCCGCGGUUGAAAUAGUGACAAGGAACUCUCAAAAAGGUGAAUCGCGGCUGGCUUUCGGGAGGUUGGAGUAUACGCUGAUAUCUCGUUCGUUGGUUGAACAGUCUCUUACGAUAUCAACAAGGACGGCUUCAUGGUCGCGCAACUGACGCUCGUCAAAUCGGCGUACCGACUUGGCGAGACCGUCAACGGCUCGGUCGUAAUCAACUCGAGCGAAGGCCGUGUCUUGCGCAUCUCGGCUCGCCUCGAGACCCACGAACUGAUCGAAACCUCUAUAGCGACCAAGCCGGCACCGCAAGUCCGAGCCCUGACGCGCCGGCUGCACUCGGAGCACCACCAAAUGACGCUCGACUGCGCUCGCGUCGGCUUCGCCCUCGCGAUCCCUUCGGGCGCGACGCCCGAUUUUGGCACGUCCGGGGUCAAGUUGCAGUGGUCCGUUCGCUUGUCUUUCCUCGUCGUUCCUCCGUCCCCGGAUGCGAAACCGGCAACGCAGCCCAAGGGACAUGCGAGGAGGGGUUCGACCUUUUUGGGUCGCGGAGCCCCGCCCGCGCCGCCGCCACCACCGUCGUCGGGUCUUGCGGGAGGGUCAGGUCGCUCGCAUGCUCGAUCCAAGUCGUUCGCGUAUGGCUUCGAACCGACUGUCCCUCUGACCUUACCCGCCGCACCCGCGAUCUUACCGACCGGAGCCGCGCAUCUCAUGCCCGUGCUCGGACCCAAAGACACCUCGGCCUCGCAUGUCUCGUACCGUGCCGUCCCCGACUUAGCUUUCGCGCCUGUACUGUACUCCACGAACGCACCCGAAGCUCCUCCGACGCCUGGUCCUCUGCAACGCACGGCGAGUGGCAAGACAUUGGAUUUCCGUAGUCAUCAACGCAACGCGUCGAGUUUGUCGCAUUCGAGGGGGACGCAGGUCGUCGCGGUACAACAGACGAGUGUCGUGUUGGUGCCGGCCAAGUACGAGAUGGUCGAAUGCUCGAUCCCGAUCAAAGUCUAUCCGGGGUAAGUGAAUGGGGAGGUUCAAGGGACCGGAAGAGGUUCGUGGAUUUGGUGCUGACCUUAUUUGUCUCUGCGCUUGACCGAAUCAGAAAUACCCCUUUCCGACCGACGAUUAGCAUGUUUGCGGCGUGA
Molecule: messenger RNA, 4173 nt
Organism: Microbotryum saponariae
Lineage: Eukaryota; Fungi; Basidiomycota; Microbotryomycetes; Microbotryales; Microbotryaceae
Source: the annotation of a GenBank genome assembly